Tupaia belangeri chinensis (Chinese tree shrew) is the source of this 1701-nucleotide messenger RNA. RefSeq names its product TNF receptor superfamily member 11a (gene TNFRSF11A). Gene Ontology annotation, cellular component: external side of plasma membrane. Gene Ontology annotation, molecular function: tumor necrosis factor receptor activity; cytokine binding. Gene Ontology annotation, biological process: tumor necrosis factor-mediated signaling pathway; lymph node development; ossification. Lineage: Eukaryota; Metazoa; Chordata; Mammalia; Scandentia; Tupaiidae. The record is from RefSeq and is a predicted model, not a curated record.
AUGGUUGCACCAACGGAAUCUGCAAGGAACCUGAAUGGGGUGGCUUUUCAGAUCACUCCUCCCUGUGCCAGUGAGAGGCAGUACAAGCAUCUUGGACGGUGCUGUAACAAAUGUGAACCAGGGAAGUACAUGUCUUCUAAGUGCACCACUACCUCCGACAGCACGUGUCUGCCCUGUGGCCCGGAUGAAUACUUGGACACCUGGAAUGAAGAAGAUAAAUGCUUGCUACAUAAAGUCUGCGACACAGGCAAGGCCCUGGUGGCCGUGGAGCCCGGCAACCGCACGGCCCCGCGGCGCUGUGCCUGCACCACCGGCUACCACUGGAGCCAGGACUGCGGAUGCUGCCGCCGCAACACCGAGUGCGCCCCGGGCUUUGGCGCCCAGCACCCCUUGCAGCUCAACAAGGACACGGUGUGCACGCCUUGCCUCGCAGGGUACUUCUCAGAUGCCUUUUCUUCCACGGCCAAAUGCAAACCCUGGACCAAUUGUACCGUUCUCGGGAAGACAGAGGAGCAUCAUGGGACGGAGAAGUCAGAUGUCAUUUGCAGUUCUUCUCUGCCUUCUAGAAAACCACCAAAUGAAACCCCUGUUUACUUGCCCAGUUUAAUUAUCCUGCUCCUCUUCGUGUCUGUGGCAUUAGUUGCUGCCGUCAUCUUCGGUGUUUACUACAGGAAAGAAGGGAAAGCCCUGACAGCUAACUUGUGGCACUGGAUCAAUGAGGGUUGCGGCCGCCUAAGUGGGAAUAAGGAGUCCUCAGACGAGAGUUGUAUCACUGCGGCCUCCGGUGAGCAUGAAGUGUGUGAAGGUGUCUUGCUGCUGACUCUGGAGGAGAAGACAUUUCCAGAAGAUAUGUGCUAUCCAGAUGGCUGUGGUGUCUGUGGGGAUGUGUGUGCAGGAGGUGGUCCAUACACACAGGACCAAGAUGCCGGGAUACUCUCCUUGGUCAGCGAGCCAGAGGUUGAGGGGGACCCCUUCAAGCAGAUUCCCAUGGAAGACGAGUACGUGGACAGGCCCUCACAGAACCCAGACUGCUUACCGUUCCUGACUAGGCCUGGAAGCAAAUCCACACCCCCUUUCCCCGAGCCCCUGGAGGUGGGGGAGAAUGACAGUUUAAGCCAGUGUUUCACAGGAACAGAGGGCACAGUGGAUUCAGAAAGCUGCAACGUCGCUGAGCCCUUGCACAGGACGGACUGGAUUCCUGUGUCCUCUGAAAAGCACUUGCAAAAAGAGGUGGAGCUUGGCAAGUGCCCCUCCUGGGCAGCCAGCUCUCACCCGGCCAAUGGCUGCGCCGGCUGCGGGAGGCCUGCUGGGGAGGACCGUGAGCCCCUCGAGGGUUCCCCCAUGCAUGGACCCUUGCCACAGUGUGCCUAUGGCAUGGGUCUUCCUCCAGAAUCUGCUGCCAAUGGAGCAGAGCCGGGAGACCAGCCUGAGGAUGGGGCUGACGUGAGGCUUCCAAACUCCACCCGGGGAAGCGCCGGGUCUGGAAGCUCCACCAGUGAACUGCCACCUGCAUCUGGAAACGUCACAGGGAACAGCAACUCCACGUUCAUUUCCAGCGGGCAAGUGAUGAACUUCAAGGGCGACAUCAUCGUGGUCUACGUCAGCCAGACCUCGCAGGAGGGCGCGGCGGGCCCGGGCGUCGCGGCCGCGGAGCCGGUGAGCCGCCCGGUGCAGGAGGAGAACCUGGCGCGCCGCGACUCC